AUGGAUACCGUAUCUCCCGGGGGCGAUGCAGAGGCAACGUGGGGAAAAGCCUUUGACAGAGCAGCGGGAGAGCUGAGCAAGUGGAGCACCAAGUACCUUACGACUGGAGGGCGAGUGACCAUUAUCAACAGCUAUGUUCUGCCGAUCUUCCUCUUUCAGGCGCAGGUCUAUCCGUCGGACGACUUGCUGUGGCGAAGGGUAGAGAAGCUGGUUGAAAAUUUUGUGUAUGGGAACCAUGCAGACACUGAGCGGCACUUCGGGCUCUGGAGUGGGGACCUGAUAUACACGACGAGAGAGCAAGGGGGUUUGGGGGUUUUAGAUCCAAGAGGAAGGGUUGACGGUGUGGCAUUAAGGUGCGCGGGACUGGUGCUGAAGCAAGAGUGUUCACUGAGACGGGGCUUGUCGGAGAGAGCGGCGGGCUUACCUCUCGGAUGGGCGACGCUGUAUGCGCACAAGGCGGUGCUGAAAGGGGGGCUGAUUAAAAGCCGAAGGUGGGCGAGGCUGUGUAAAAUAGUCCUGAAAUCAACGAUGGUGGAGGUACCAGAAGUGGCAUCAAGAUGGGAGGCAGAGGGGGAGUUUCUGUGCUACAACAAAAGCAUUAUCCAUCAUGGCAACGCCCCUUUUGGCGGGCAGAAGGGCACGGAGAAGCUAAGAACGUGGCGUAUGAGCGACAUGGUACUGAGGAAAUGGGACGGGACAAGGACGAUCAAGCCGGAGGUGUUGUUGGUUAGGGAGUUGGGAGGAAAAAAGGAGGCGGAGAUGGCACUAAAGGCGUUUAAUGCGGCACCGGAGCGGUGGCGACAGUGGGUACUGACGCCGAUGACAGCGGAAGAGGUUGCAGCUGAGUCAUCGUUGGUCAGCACCAGACUCCCAGGUGGGCAGAGGUGUCUCUGGGAAAUCUGCAACAAGCUGGGAAGGAAGGUGGAGCUUCGGGGGCUCAGCGGCAAAGGGGAGCGCAUGGCAUGGGAUGUGAAGAUAGUACUUUGCUGCGACAGUGUGGUGCCGACGAAAUUGUCGAACAAACGGGCGAUACGGGAGGCUGGAGACCCAAGGGUGCGGUUGCUCAACUCGAAGCUAUUCAGAGAUGAGGAGGUGGCUUCAGUCAGGGAGCUCAAGGAGCCGAGUAAGGGGGCAGAGGCGGUGGAGGUGAAAAGGCAAGACUGGGAGGCUCGUGCAGGCAAGAAAGUUGACUGGGAGAGGAGCAGGAAGAUACGGGACUCUCUGGUCGUUCCGGCCAGAGCGAGAGAUGUGCUCCUCCGAGUGCACAACCUCAAUCUACAGGUGGGGGAGAGGGUCCCUUUCGUGAAAAGUGGGGUGGCAUGCCCGAACUGUGGGCAGGUGGAGACUUUGGAGCACUGUUUGCUUGAAUGCAGGAGUGUAACACCAGUGGUUCGAGCUGUCAAAUCGGCGCUCAACAUGAUGCAGCCAACGAGGCAGGUGGACAGGCUGGCAGACCUCGUUUUCGGGGAAGAAGGGACAAAAUCCGGCUUUCCCGAGGCUACUAUGGUGGCAGUGGCGAUGCACCAGGUGUGGCUGGGAAGCUGCUCCCCCACCACCGCCAUCAGCCGCGGGGUUGAAUGGGGGGAUGAACAGGAGGAGGACGGAGGCACAUGUCAUACCAGCUGCUUCCCGUCUGCCUCUCUACCCCUCUGCCUCUCACACCCUCUGUCUACCCCUCUGCCUCUCACACCCUCUGUCUCCCCCUCUGCCUCUCACACCCUGUCUCCCACUCUGCCUCUCACACCCUCUGUCUCCCCCUCUGCCUCUCACACCCUCUGUCUACCCCUCUGCCUCUCACACCCUCUGUCUACCCCUCUGCCUCUCACACCCUCUGUCUACCCCUCUGCCUCUCACACCCUCUGUCUACCCCUCUGCCUCUCACACCCUCUGUCUCCCAUUCUGCCUCUCACACCCUCUGUCUCCCCCUCUGCCUCUCACACCCUCUGUCUCCCCCUCUGCCUCUCACACCCUCUGUCUCCCCCUCUGCCUCUCACACCCUCUGUCUCCCCCUCUGCCUCUCACACCCUCUGUCUACCCCUCUGCCUCUCACACCCUCUGUCUACCCCUCUGCCUCUCACACCCUCUGUCUACCCCUCUGCCUCUCACACCCUCUGUCUCCGCCUCUGCCUCUCACACCCUCUGUCUCCCCCUCUGCCUCUCACACCCUCUGUCUCCCCCUCUGCCUCUCACACCCUCUGUCUCCCCCUCUGCCUCUCACAACCUCUCUCUCUCACCCACUCUGCCUCUCUACCCCUCUGCCUCUCACCCCCAAUCCGUGCUCUCCGGCUGCUACCCUUUCUGCUACUGACCAUCUGCCCCCUCUCUCCUCUCGAGUUCAUCGCUGCCCCUCCUUGCAACAACUCACCAGUUGCUCCCACAUGCGCGCAGUGA
This is a messenger RNA of Closterium sp. NIES-65, 2391 nucleotides long. Lineage: Eukaryota; Viridiplantae; Streptophyta; Zygnematophyceae; Desmidiales; Closteriaceae. The record is from the annotation of a GenBank genome assembly.